CCUUGUGUACAGCUGCCCAGACACUGACUGUUUUUUCUGGACCAUUGUAGCGAGGUCAGGCCUUCUUCUGCCCAAACACUGGCUGAACAUUGAGUUCUUACAUACUGCAGUCACGUUAAAAUUCCAGUAUAAACAACUGACUCAAUUGUGAAUUUUUUUUUUAACAUUAUAACACGUUAUAUGUAUUGUAUGGUAAUCAAUCAGUUAGAGGUUGGUUCGCAUUACCGUAACACGGGACUAAUUACACCAAUGGAAUACUAAUUUAACACUAAUUCAAGGCAAGUUAUUUACAAAUACCUGCACUUCCCCCUAACCAGUGUCAACGAUAUAUUUUCAAACAGUGAAACAAUAUAACAAUUGUAUCCACUCCGUGUACAUUCGGCAACUGCGCAAAAAAAGAAACAAGACUUUGACCCCCUCGAACCUGUAGACAACCUUAUUCGGAGAUUUAACAGAUUGGCCUAAUUUGUAGUCUGUUGUACAGACCCGAAUUGUUUUACAUAAAUGUCCAAAAGAUUACAACGUAGGCUACAACUUUCCAGAUGAUUCAGGCAUGUAGUUUUGCAGUUUUCUUUUAGAACGUAGCCUCACGGCGGCAAUUCUUGUCUCCAUUGAGAAUGGGGGGUGUGGAUGUCUCCGUGUUUUCUCUUCAGCUUUCUCGUGAGUUUGUCUACUCUCUCCAGUCUUCAAUGUAAACUGAUACGUACACCCUCAGUCUUUUGUAAUGGAAAGAAAGAGGUGGAGAAAAAAGAAAGGGGAGGAGAGAACAUACUCCAUUCUUCUUUUUUGGGCGCUGUACCGCGGGAUCACAGUUCAACGUGCAGUUUAUUGCCAAUUCAUUAUUGUUGACAUAAUCCAAAGGUGUGUUUGUUUUCCACCUACAAUAAUUAUGUAAAAAUAAAAUAGAGCAUCGAGGAACGAAAAGCUCGUAGGAACAUUUUCAAACUUCCAACCUUGUCAUAUUUCCCGGGAUGUAUCGUCGUCAUUGCUUGCUCUCCCCUAAGCGUCUCGCUAAGCAACGUUUUCUGGCUAGUCGGUCGAAAAUGUGAAUUGUGAACUUUCUACGGACAGUGAAAAAAUCCAUAAGGGACUUCGUUUGGUCGUUGGUUUUAGAAAGCGAAGAAGACGUGACGACAUUUGGACAGCAAUUGUGUGUUCAACUACAAUUCCAGGGAGAUGGCGUGGCGGUGGGUACUGGCAGCCAUUUUGGUGACGUCGUCUCUCUCCUUUGGCUCCGCCCACGACGACCCCCUCCUUUCCCAGUGGCACUUCACGUCCAAGACAUUAAUCAACAAUGUGGUCCUGGACCCUAGCACCAGUCGUCUGUAUGUGGGCGCCGUCAAUGCCCUCUACCAGUUGGACCAGUCCCUUCAUGUCGAGGCGUACGCCAGCACGGGCCCGAAGAAUGACAACCGCCAGUGCACCCCGCCCGUCACCCCAGCCUGCGAAGAGGCAGUAAAGACAGACAACCACAACAAGUUGCUCCUCAUCCACCCGUCCAAGGACACCCUGAUCGUGUGCGGUAGUCUGUUCCGGGGAAUCUGCUCGUUGAGGAACCUGUCCAACGUGGACCAGCUGCUCUACUUCAGCGACACCAAAGGAGAGAAGACCUACGUGGCCAGCGCGGAGGAGAGCGUGUCCGUCGUCGGGGUCGUGUCCUAUUACGCCGUCAAGGACGGCGGGAACUUCACGGUUUUCCUGGUGGGUAGGGGCUAUGGCAGCCAUGACAGCACCAAGCUCAUCAGCACUCGGAUCCUCCAGGACCACCUCGAAUGGGUCGUGUUUGACAAUGUCAUCGAGGCCUCAGCCGUCCAGGCUAGCCCCUUCACAAUGCGCUACCACCAUGACUUCAGACACGUUUUCAAGGACGGCGGCUUUGUCUACUUCCUCUUCUCCAGAACCCUCAGCGACCAGGACUCGGGAACCAAGAAUUUCACCUUCAUCUCUAGAAUGUGUGAGAAUGACCACAACUACUACUCGUACACCGAGCUCCAGCUGAACUGCAGUGUGGGCAAUGCGUUCAACAAGGCCCAGGCGGUGUACGUCUCUCUCCCGGGAGAAGCUCUGGCCAGGAAUAUGAGCAGCUCUGGCAAGUACGGACGUGUUCUAGCCACGGACAAGGUGAUGUUUGUGGUGUUCAGUUCGGACGACGACAGCUCCCGCUCGGCGCUGUGUCUGUACCCGCUGAAGGCCGUCAACCAGAGGCUGGUGGAAGUCAUAGAAGCCUGCUAUAGCGGGAACGGAAACAUCAAUAGCACGCCCGCUGUGUACUCUCCUUACUCCAACAAGAAGAAAGAAGAGCUGUGCGUCUCUUCCUCUGAGAAAAACAGAGCGAUUACGCACCGGUGUGGCGCGGAGUUCCUUCCGUCCCCUCUGGCCAGCAGGGUUGAGUUCGGCCUGGCGGCGGACCCCGUCUUCAUCAAGAAGGCCCAGACGAGCGGUGUGUGGAGUGCCGUGGCUGUCACCGUGGAAACCGAGCACACAGUCGCCUUCCUGGGAUCAACUUCAGGAGAGGUGUGGAAACUCCACCUGUCGGCCAGCCCGGAGAUCUACGGCCACGCCCCUGGGGACAACACAGGAGAGAAGGUCAACAAGAACCUGCUGUUCAACAACGAGCGCACUCACCUGUACAUCACCACGGAGACGAAGAUCACCAAGGUGCCGGUCCAGGCGUGCCACCUGAAGACAGACUGUAAGUCCUGCAUGUCUCUGAAGGACCCCUACUGUGGCUGGUGCGUGUUGAAGGGCAAAUGUACCAGGAGGAGUGACUGUCCCCGGUCUGAUGAAGAAUACACCUGGCUGUGGAGCCCCAACAGGAUGUGUGUCCAGAUCCAGGCCUUCAGUCCACCCAACCUCAGUUGUAGCAAGACUCGGCAGGUGGAGAUCGACGUCCCCACUCUACCCCAAAUUGAAAGUUCUGACAUUGUCAAGUGCGAGUUUGACUCGAACCUUAAUAUAGCUGUAGUGAAAGAUAAGAAGAUCACCUGUUCCCUCCCUGACCCUGUGGAUAUCCCCCCUACACCUGACAAACAGGACUAUGUGGCCGUGCCGGUCCGGAUACUGGUUAACGGUGAUGUUGAGGUCACGUCCGGCGAAUACAAGUUCUACAACUGUGCCGCUGCCAUCAGGAAAUCAGAGAACACCCCGUGUAUCGCCUGUGUGACCAGCGAGUGGCGGUGCCAGUGGAAGGCCCAGGAACACACCUGCGCUGACAGCGAUGCUGAACACUUGAACGAACCCCAGCAGGCUGACAGCUGCCCACAGUUUGAGAACCCGGAACCUAAGCUCGUUCCCGUGGGCCACCGGAUCCCCAUCAGCUUUGAGGGCAAGAACCUGGACAUCUACGCGGGUCGGUCUUUCAAGAUCGGCACAGAGCUCAUGAAAAACACAGAGGAAAUGUUAACCUUUAACGAAGGGUCCAAGUUCAAAUUUAACGGUUUCGAGUUUACUUACGACAAGGAGCAGGAGGUCAAUGUGUCCUUCCACAUCAAAGACUGCGACACAGAGAAGAAGAUCGACAGCACUCUGACUGUGGUGCUGUAUAACUGCUCUCUGGGACGGGAAGACUGCAGCCUGUGUAAGCACGCCCACCCCAAGUACAACUGUGUGUGGUGUCCCGGCGUGAGGUCCUGUGUCUACAGGGAACUGUGUCCGUCGCCGGAGCCUGCCCUGUGCCCAGACCCCAAGAUCACUGACAUCAUCCCUCAUUUCGGGCCUCUGAACGGAAAGAUAUCUGUGACCAUCAAAGGGUCUAACUUGGGCAUAAAGAAGGAGGACAUUAAGAAGGUCACAGUGGCUGGAGUGGACUGUGUCCACCAGGAGGACAGAUACUCCGUCUCUACCAGCGUGGUGUGUGAGAUCGGUGGACUCUGGCCUGCUGACGGCGUUAACCAGGGAGUGGUGGAGGUGGAGUUGUUGGGCGACAGGAGGGGACGCUCUGAGGUCCUCUUCACCUACAGGGACCCCAUCCCUCUAAAAGUCUCCCCCGUAAAGGGUCCAGCGGCCGGGGGGACAUACGUCACCAUCAGUGGGACGGACCUGGACACAGCCACCAAGGACGACGUAGCCGUCACCAUCGGAGGGACGCCAUGUGACGUUUUGCAGUUUGGCGCUGAGAUCGUCUGUGAAACCGGUGCAAAUCAGGGACUUAAGGUGCCCUCUGAGCCCCUACUGGUCACAGUGAAGUAUGGGAAGAACACCACCAAAGAAGUCCCUGUUCGCUUCCAGUACUUUGAGGACCCCAAAGUCACCAGCUUCAACCCCAAGGCCAGCUUUGUGUGUGGAGGCAGGAGGAUCGUGGUGGUGGGCAGCGGCUUUGACCUCGUCCAGAGAGCCUCCAUGAAGGUGCUGCCCUCUGCUGACGAGUCCUCUCCGGAGUCCAACCCCGUCGAGUACGUCCAGGACUAUGUGAGUAAGAACGACACGGUACUUGAGUUUGAGAGCCCUGAGGUGAACAUGUCUCAGGCUGGCCAGUUAGCCUUCAGGACACUCCUUCAGCUGGACAACGUACAGGUGGAGCUGAAGAACUUCAUGUACCACACCAACCCCACCUUUGACCGACUGGCUAAGGACGUUAUCACGGAGACCUCCAUCAUUAUCGUCACGGGUCAUGGUUUCAACAAGGCCAUGACCGCUGAAGAGGCCCAGGCGUUCGUGGGCGACGCCUACUGCAAGGUGACCAUCCUUCAGGAGGACAAGCUGAUCCUUGAUGCGCCGUCCACCCAGCCCAAGGCCCGCUCCAAAAGCCAGCGUGGAGACACCUCGGACCCCCUGGAUCUGACGAUUAAGUUUGGUAAAGGUGAAUGGGUUAUUGACAAGGUGCGCUACGAGAAGAAAUAUGAGGUGCCCUUGGCUAUCAUCAUCCCGGCCGUCCUCUUCCCUAUGGUGCUCUUCAUAGCGGUGUCCGUAUACUGCUAUUGGAGGAAGAGUCAGCAGGCUGAAAGGGAGUAUGAGAAAGUGAAGCACCAGUUGGAGAACCUGGAGGAGAGUGUACGAGACCGCUGCAAGAAGGAAUUCACAGACCUGAUGAUCGAGAUGGAGGACCACACCAACGACCUGAGUGAGGCCCGGAUCCCCUUCCUGGACUAUAAGACCUACACUGACCGGGUCUUCUUCCUACCCUCUAAAGAUGGGGCCAACGACGUGAUGAUCACAGGGAAGCUGGACAUCCCUGAGGCGCGGGCAGCCAUCGUGGCCCUGGCCCUCAACCAGUUCUCUAACCUGCUCAACUCCAAGACCUUCCUCAUAAACUUCAUCAAGACAUUGGAGAGUCGUCAGGACUUCAGCGCCAGGUCCAGGGUGUACUUUGCCUCCCUGUUGACUGUGGCUCUGCACGGUAAACUGGAGUACUACACCGACAUCAUGACCACGCUGCUGCUGGAGCUCAUGGAGGAACACGUCCACAGCAAGAACCCCAAACUCAUGCUGCGCAGGUCAGAGACAGUUGUGGAGAGGAUGCUGUGUAACUGGAUGUCCAUCUGUCUCUACCAGUUCCUGAGGGACUCCGCCGGCGAGCCCCUGUACAAGCUGUUCAAGGCCAUCAAGCACCAGGUAGAGAAAGGCCCAGUGGACGCUAAGAUGAAGAAGGCCAAGUACACUCUGAAUGACACGGGCCUCCUAGGGGACGAUGUGGAGUACUGCGUCCUGACCUUGCAGGUGCUGGUGCACGGGGAGGGGCCUGACGUGACGCCGGUGAAGGUGCUGAACUGUGACACCAUCUCUCAGGUGAAGGAGAAGAUCAUUGAGCAGGUGUACCGCAACCUGCCCUACUCACAAAGGCCCAACACAGACAGCGUUGCUCUAGAGUGGCGCCCCGGUUCCACGGGGCAGAUUUUGUCCGACAUGGACCUGACGUCGCAGAAGGAAGGCAGGUGGAAGAGACUCAACACCCUGGCUCAUUACAACGUGAGAGACAAUGCCACUUUGGUCCUGUCAAGGGUGCUUCAUCACCGUCAGUUCCAUCAGAACCCGGACAGCCAUGAAGAGAGAAAUGCCCUGCUGGAGGAUGACAAGGUGUUUCACCUGGUCCGACCAGCGGAUGAGCUGGAUGAGGUCAAGUCCAAGAGGGGCAGCCUGAAGGCCAAGACGACAACCAAAGCCAUCACUGAGAUCUACCUGACCAGGCUGCUCUCUGUCAAGGGGACACUGCAGCAGUUUGUGGACGACUUCUUCCGCAGUGUACUGUGCUCCGGCGCUGUGGUGCCUCCUGCCGUUAAGUACUUCUUUGACUUCCUUGACGAGCAGGCUCUGAAACAUGAGAAUGUAGAGGAGGAGACCAUCCACAUUUGGAAGACCAACAGUCUGCCUCUGCGUUUCUGGGUGAACAUUCUGAAGAACCCUCACUUCAUCUUUGACAUCCACGUGACUGAGGUGGUGGACGCGUCUCUGUCAGUCAUUGCUCAGACCUUUAUGGACGCCUGCACCAAGACCGAGCACAAACUCAGCCGGGAGUCUCCCAGUAACAAGCUACUCUAUGCAAAGGAGAUCUCCACCUACAAGAAGAUGGUGGACGAUUACUACAAAGGAAUCAGACAGAUGGUUCCUGUCAGUGACCAGGACAUGAACACACACUUGGCUGAGGUCUCCAGGCAACACACGGACAAGCUGAAUACCCAGGCUGCCUUGCACCAGCUCUAUCAGUAUGCCAGCAAAUACUACGACGGGAUCAUCCAGGCUCUAGAGGAGGACCCGGCAGCCCAGAGUAAACAGCUGACCGUCCGGCUACAACAGAUAGCCGCCGCCCUCGAGAACAAAGUCACCGACCUUUAACCCUGGUGGCGAAGGGCCAGAUCGAGGGGGAGAGGCUGUUGUGGGGGUGUGGGUGGUGCUAUGGGACCACUGUAAACCAUUGAUGAAUGAAACCAGAUUAAAGUCUGAAGACUGAGGCGGAGCUGUGAACUUCUGAUGAUUAAUCUAAUCAGUGGAGUAACAAACAUUACCCCGGGAACCUCCUUUGGGUCAAGAGAUGUGGGGAAACUAGGGGGAUCAACACCUGCAAAGGAGCGGAGGACCAGGGAGGAUUCCUAGAAGACUCACUGUCCCUCUUCGUCUGACGAAAGAUCCCACGGACUCUGAAUGAGCGAGGGCCUGUAGCAUAGUGGCCUGGUUGAACUAACACUCGAAACCCCGUCGUUGGUGGGUCUUCUGUAGGAGCCGGCGCAGUACACUGUUGACCAACCAUACCGGACUGCUUCCUGACCUAACGUUGAUUACUUCAAGAGUCUACAGAUAAUCAGAUGUUUCAUGUCCCCCAGAGUAGACCCAACUAGAAGAGUAGUGUUGUAUGUAUAUAUAUUUUUAUGGUGUGGGGGGUAUGCAGAAGAUGCUUUACAAUGUGAUGAAAUUAGUUUUUAAACAGUUGGAGGGCCACUGCUAAUUUGUUAUUUUUAUUUUUUUCGAGAAAAGGUCCUAGACACAAAGCAAGGUGUUCAUGAUUCGAUUGGUUUCCUCUUGUGUAAUUUGCAUUGUCAUUGGCUCGUUUUGCUUCUAAUGAAAUAUAUUGUGAUCUUUUACCCGAGUUGGAAUUAUGACUAAAGAUUUAUGAUUAAUCAUGGUAUUCCCAAGAAAUCCAGCCAAACUCUGGUUUUUAUUUUACUUUCAUUUUGAUUGCUCAUUUUGUAGGAUGCUUUAAUGUUCAUUCCUCAGCGCUGCGUUUGUGACAUCCAUUAACCAUUUCAUAUUUGUUUCAGUCCGUUGUCUUCUUCACUGUUUUCAGGGACAACUCUUCCCUAGAUGGCAGCAAUGCUACAGACCAAUAAGGCCAAUACUAUAUAAGAGGGAACGUAAGGCGGAGGCGCAUUUAUACUGUAUGUUUGAUAUCUCAGUCUCUGCACAAUGUCCAGAAUAACUGACCCCAUUCUCAUUGGAGCCGAAGUGGCCAUGUUCUCAUUUUUAUAAGUGACACAUAAUUUGCCUUACUCUACAUCGCGGGGCCCAGUAGCUGUGCCAAUGUGAAUAGUCAGCGCUAGUUUAUUCUGAACAUGUAACCACUUUUUGCCCAUUGCUAAUUGCACACAUCUAUCAUGUGUUAAUUGCCAUCAUUUGUUAUAUGUGUAUAACCUUAUCAAUGGUUUAUUUAAAUAUGGCUUUUGUUUUGGUCACUAUGUGUGAAACGAGAAUGGAAAUUGAGAAGAGCGAUGCUGAAAUGAAGAUUGCAUAUGUAUUUAAUUGAAUGGUACUUUUUUAAAAAAUGGUUUAUGUGUUAGCCCCUCCGGCUUGUCCGGUGAGGUCAGUAAAGGUACUGCUGGUUUCUAUUGAUCAAAGUCAUCAGUGUUAAAACAUUUUAAGUUCUCCUGAAACCAUUUGAAUUGACUUAAAUUGUGUAAUUUCAUUUGCCUGACCGAUGAGAAUCUCCCUUAAAUAAUUUCUGCCAAAUGUUUUGCACGUCAUCAUUAGCUCAGUGGUUUUAUUUGCUAUGCAACUGCAUUUUGAAUCACUCUUGAAAUAUAUUUUAAUACCAAACCGA
This is a messenger RNA of Esox lucius (northern pike), 8464 nucleotides long. Its product is annotated as plexin-B2. The transcript has 37 exons. Gene Ontology annotation, cellular component: semaphorin receptor complex. Lineage: Eukaryota; Metazoa; Chordata; Actinopteri; Esociformes; Esocidae. Gene Ontology annotation, molecular function: semaphorin receptor activity; protein binding. Bases 1177 to 6768 code for a protein of 1863 amino acids. Gene Ontology annotation, biological process: regulation of cell shape; regulation of cell migration; regulation of GTPase activity. The record is from RefSeq and is a predicted model, not a curated record.